Osmerus eperlanus (European smelt) is the source of this 2196-nucleotide messenger RNA. It is a transcript of the gene p4ha3, whose product is annotated as prolyl 4-hydroxylase, alpha polypeptide III. Lineage: Eukaryota; Metazoa; Chordata; Actinopteri; Osmeriformes; Osmeridae. Bases 274 to 2004 code for a protein of 576 amino acids. Gene Ontology annotation, cellular component: endoplasmic reticulum. The record is from RefSeq and is a predicted model, not a curated record. Gene Ontology annotation, biological process: peptidyl-proline hydroxylation to 4-hydroxy-L-proline. Gene Ontology annotation, molecular function: protein binding; procollagen-proline 4-dioxygenase activity; L-ascorbic acid binding. The transcript is spliced from 14 exons.
AAAUGACCUUUUAAAGUAAAAAAAAUUCUGAGUCAGUAGACGACUUUAUUUGAUUAUUAUAUUAUAAGUUUGUGUUAUAUUGGUGAUAGUGAAAACUGACCUAAUUUGUCAGGGACAGCGAUGCGCUUUGCUGGUAACGAAUGUUUGAUUUUUGCAAGGCGGAGGGACAGAGCGCAAUGUUCAGUCAACAAUCCUGAAAAAGAAUAGCGACUAGCCCUCAGCACUAUAUGGAAAUCAUAGUUGUUAAUAACUGGGAACCUGGAGUCUGUUGUGAUGAAGCCUUGUAGCUACCGAACAAAAAUGCCUUUUUUCCAACCAAUCAAUUUUUACUAUAUUUGGGGAUUGAUCAGUGUGAUUGCAAUUCCAUUGUCUUUUGGUGAGAUGUACACGUCGUUACUGAACAUUAAGCAAGCCAUUAAUGUUGAAAGAGAACUUAUCAGUCAUUUACAAACGUACAUCGAGCACGAGUCAGAGAGACUCGACGACAUCAAAAGGUUCUAUUCAAAAGUGUCUGACGUGCAUAAAGAAGUGUACAGUGGAGCAGCAGCAUCGAUGUCAAACCCACUGGUGGCGUUUACUCUGAUCAAGCGCUUACAGUCAGAGUGGCAGAACGUGGUUUACAGUGAAGAGGCCGUUGAGAACACCCAAGCCCUCAGGUCAGGUUACGAGGAAGAAGAGGCCAUCUUACCCAAACUGGAGGACUUGUAUGGGGCAGCUAGAGGUCUGAUGAGGCUGCAGGAUGUGUAUGAUCUUCAGGUGGGGGGGCUGGUGAGGGGCCACUUCCAGAGGGGGACGAAUGACAACCCUAUUAACAUCUACAGUCCACCAGUUUCCAUCCCACUUUCUGGAGAUGACUGCUUUCUGGUCGGAAAGGUAGCCUAUGAGCAGGAGGAUUACUACCACUCUGUCCAAUGGCUGGAGGAGUCUGUCCGCCUGUUCCGUGGGUCAGGAGGGGAGUGGAGCCCAGAGAACGAGGGCACUCUGGAAGAUGCUCUGGACCACCUGGCUUUCUCACACUUUAAGACAGGAAACGUGACCUAUGCACUCAGUCUCUCCCAGGAGUUGCUUCACCACGAUCCCAUGAACGGCAGAGUUCUACAGAACGUGGAGAAGUACGAGAGGCUGCUUGUUGAAAGUCCACAGUUACAGGAUUCUGAUGGCGUGUUGAAGAGGCCCAACACCACUUAUCUCAGGACAAGGAACGCAUAUGAGAGACUGUGCCAGACACAAGGUCAUCAGCUGAGAGUUGGCUUCAUUCUCAUACUAGCUAGCAAGGAGGGAAGAACAUUCAAAACGAGUUCUCCAAAGCACUAUGAGAACCCUGACCUCUUCUGUGACUACUUCACCAAUGGCAGUCCGGGCCUGUUGCUGAAGCCAGUCAGACGAGAGGUUCUCAGCCUGCAGCCGUUCGUGGUCCUCUACCACAGCUUCAUCACUGACGCUGAGGGUAACAACAUCAAGUUCCAUGCCCAUCCUGGGUUAAGGAGGUCUGUGGUGGCAUCAGGAGAGAAGCAGGCAACAGCUGAGUAUCGAAUCAGCAAGAGUGCAUGGUUGAAGGACACAGUCCACCCUAUUGUGAAGCAACUGGACCAGCGCAUCUCUAUGCUCACAGGGCUGAACGUCCAGCCUCCACACGGAGAGUACCUCCAGGUGGUCAACUAUGGUAUCGGAGGUCACUAUGAACCUCACUUUGAUCAUGCUACAUCAGCAUCAAGUCCCCUGUUUAAGCUUAAAACCGGGAAUCGAGUGGCAACGUUUAUGAUAUAUCUCAGCUCUGUUGACGCAGGCGGGUCCACAGUCUUCAUCCACGCCAACUUCAGUGUUCCUGUUGUGCAGAAUGCUGCCCUCUUCUGGUGGAAUCUCCAUAGAAACGGUCAAGGUGACGGGGACACCCUGCAUGCUGGUUGUCCUGUCCUUAUUGGAGACAAAUGGGUGGCUAACAAAUGGAUCCAUGAGUAUGGCCAGGAGUUCCAGCGUCGCUGCAGCACUAACCCUGAAGAGUGAAGACACUGGAAGCAGCAGCUGGGACCGCUUGGAGUACAAGAGACAGACUCCACAAUGGAGUGGUGCAAUCGCAGGCUUAAAGGAGGGGGGGCGCCAAAUCCAGAGAAAGUGAAGGAAAGGAAAGAGGGAAGGGGAGAGAGGCGGGAGGCUGCAGGUCUGUGAUUGGAGCUCCAGGCCCAGGGGAGCAUGGGG